Schistosoma mattheei is the source of this 1116-nucleotide messenger RNA. The record is from the annotation of a GenBank genome assembly. NCBI's taxonomy places the organism in Eukaryota, Metazoa, Platyhelminthes, Trematoda, Strigeidida, Schistosomatidae.
AUGAAUCUUUAUACUAACUGGACAGAAUUUACAUCACCUUGGGAUUUAUUAAUUGAUUGUAUAUUAUUAAAUGAAGGAUAUUCAAAUGGUAGUAAUACAGUAUGUAUAGUAUCUACAGUAUUUGGUAUAUUAAUGGGUUAUAUCUUUCCAUUUAUUGGUUUAUUUAAUAUAAUAAGUAAUUGUAUGAUUAUUAUUAUAUUUUUUAAUUCAAUGAUUAAUUAUAAUAAACAAUUUAUAUUAUUAGGUAUAUUAUCUAUAACAGAUAUUGGAAUUAUUCUAUUUGUUGGUUGGUUACGAUUAUUUCCAACAUUUGGUUUACCAUAUAUAACAUCAGGAACAAUUUAUUAUUUUAUAUUAACAAAAUCUUCUUUAAGUUGUAAAUUAUUUACAUUUUUUCAAGGAUUUUUUUGUACUUUAAGAGGGAAUUUAUUUAUAUUAUUAGCAAUUGAUCGUUUUAUAUUAAUCUAUAAACCAUUAAUUUAUAAUAAAUUAUCUAAUCAAUUAAAUUGGUUAUUAAUAUUGAUUAUUAUUAUUAUAACAAUUAUUAUAGUAUUACCAUUAACAAUAUUAGCUGAUCUUAUAGAAAUACGUCAAUUAACUGUAUGUUGGUUUUUAGAUAAUACCAAUUAUUUAUUAAUACAUCAAGCAUUAUUAUCAAAUACAUGUCCAAUACAAUUAUCUUUAGUAACAUUAGUUGAUUUAUUUUUUUUAAUUAAAGUAAUUAAAUGGACACGUAAUUUACAACGAGUAGGUCAUUCAACAUCAUCAUCAUCAUCAACAUCGUCAACAACAACAACUAAUAAAGUCAAUAUCUCAUUAAUUGUUACUAUGCUUAUAUUACAAAUUUUAGCCUUUUUAUUUUCAUUACCUAAUAGUAUUGUUUAUUUAAUAUCAUUAACUAUUGAUUUUCAAUUAAUUAGUUCAGAUAUUGUACGUUUAUUAGUAAUUACUAGUAAUAUGUCAUGGAAUUUAAUAUUUUUUCAAUCAUCAUUUAAUAUAUUUAUUUAUUAUUAUCGUAUACGUAAAUUUAAUCAAUUAUUAAAACAAUGGAUUAUAUAUUGUCAAUGUAAUCGUCAUAAAUCAAUUCAACAAAAUAGUUCAGUAACGAAUGGUUAA